Messenger RNA from Arabidopsis thaliana (thale cress), 1076 nucleotides. RefSeq names its product Protein with RING/U-box and TRAF-like domain. The coding region runs from base 30 to 1076 and encodes 348 amino acids. Gene Ontology annotation, molecular function: ubiquitin protein ligase activity; zinc ion binding. NCBI's taxonomy places the organism in Eukaryota, Viridiplantae, Streptophyta, Magnoliopsida, Brassicales, Brassicaceae. The record is from RefSeq and is marked reviewed. The transcript is spliced from 3 exons. Gene Ontology annotation, biological process: protein ubiquitination.
CGAUUCCAUUUCAAGUUAACCUUAUCGAUAUGGAGGAUAGCAACUCUCACCCGCAAAAUCAAACAUCAAAAAGAAAAAGCUCUCACCCGCAAAAGAAGCAACGUAUGGAGAAUGAAACACGAUCGGCUAAGUUGUUGGAUCUUGAUGUUCUUGACUGUCCGGUUUGCUUCGAGCCGCUCACUAUUCCUACCUUUCAGUGUGAUGAUGGACAUAUAGUUUGCAAUUUUUGCUUUGCCAAAGUGAGUAACAAGUGCCCUGGUCCUGGGUGUGAUUUACCCAUUGGUAAUAAGCGAUGCUUCGCAAUGGAGAGGGUUCUCGAAUCAGCCUUUGUUCCAUGUCAAAAUACUGAGUUUGGCUGCACAAAAAGUGUCUCUUAUGAAAAAGUGUCAAGUCACGAAAAGGAAUGCAACUACUCUCAAUGCUCUUGCCCUAACCUCGAAUGCAAUUACACUGGCUCAUAUAACAUCAUCUACGGUCACUUUAUGCGUCGCCAUCUUUACAAUAGUACGAUCGUUUCCUCCAAAUGGGGAUAUUCCACUGUUGAUGUUCUAAUAAACAUCAAAGAAAAGGUUUCAGUUCUCUGGGAAUCUCGUCAGAAACUUUUGUUUGUAGUUCAGUGUUUCAAGGAGCGACAUGGUGUUUAUGUUACUGUUAGACGCAUCGCACCACCUGCUUCAGAAUUCAAGAAGUUCUCGUAUCGUCUUUCGUAUAGUAUCGACGGACAUAAUGUUACUUACGAAUCACCAGAAGUAAAGAGGCUUCUUGAAGUGAAUUCUCAAAUCCCUGAUGACAGUUUCAUGUUUGUCCCUAACUGUUUACUGCAUGGUGAAAUGUUGGAGUUGAAGCUUGGCAUCAAGAAGUUGAAACAAACUUGUAUAAUCCAAAAGCUUUCUGGUUUGGUUCCCGGUUCGGUUUUGUACAUAGUAGGAUUUUUAAUAAAGCCUGCUAAUGAGGUUCAGCAAGUUACCAUUGCUCAGGAAACUGUUAUGGAGGAUCCUCCAACGUCUCUGUUUAAGAAUUCAGUACCAAUUCGAGAGGAUCAAAUUCAGAACGCUAUCACAAAUUCCAUUCGCUAA